Acanthamoeba castellanii str. Neff is the source of this 972-nucleotide messenger RNA. RefSeq names its product PKD domain containing protein. The record is from RefSeq and is a predicted model, not a curated record. Bases 1 to 972 code for a protein of 323 amino acids. Lineage: Eukaryota; Discosea; Longamoebia; Acanthamoebidae. The transcript has 7 exons.
AUGAACAUCGAGCUGAACGUAGACCGGCUCUUCGAAGAGCUGGACUACUCCAACAACGCCUUCAACGUCACCUUCUCUGUCGAGCAGCCAUGCUUGCCCAAGCCCCGCUACGCUACGGACACCACGGCCGCUAACUACGCCUACGAGAACCCGACAACCAACGGUCACACCGCGGCCACCCGCACCGACGACGGCUCCUUUGCAAUCAACCUGCCCUGGAGCUUCCAGUACUUCUGCAAGUCCUACUCUCAAGUGUGGGUCAACUCCAACGGUUUCCUGUCGUGGCAAGAGGCCUCGGGCGGCCCCACCGCGCACGAAGAAAACACGCCCAACCUUCCAUUCCCCAACGCGAUUAGCGUGCUGUGGGACGACCACGACCCGACCCGAUGCGGGCGCGUCUACUACACGAUCAAGGGCACCGCGGGCUCGCGCAGGCUGAUCGUGACGUGGUACCAGGUGUGCCACUACGGUGGUGCCACCAACGACGUGGUCACCUUCCAAGUGCAGCUGCAAGAAGGCAGCGGCAAGAUCUCCAUGUUCUACCCGGAUACGGCCACCACGACAUCGGCCUACACCAACGGCGCCAGCGCCACGGUGGGUCUGGGUGCCAUCCUUCCGUCGGACAGCAUUCUCUACUCCUACCACGCCAGUCCGCCCGUCAGGAAUGGUGCCAGCGUCGUGUUCACCGUGCAGACCGAGCAGAUCAACGCAGCCCCGCUGGCCUCCAUCAACGGACCCUAUCAGGGCACCGUGAACGAGCCGAUCAAGUUCGACAGCAGGGGCUCGAAGGACCCGGACAGCCGGAUGUUGGAGUAUCUUUGGAUCUUUGGCGACAACACUGUGGGCCAAACGACGGCUUUCCCGGAGCACACGUUCGCGCAGGCGGGCGAGUACGACGUCAGCCUCGUCGUCUACGACAACUUCCAGGGGUCGAAAAUGGUCUUGACCAAGGCGGUGAUCGAGGACGAAUGA